CAAAGGGAAAGAAAGGCAAGGCCGGGGCACCAGGCCGGAGGGGAAUGCAGGGCCUGCAGGGGCUUCCAGGACCCCGGGGCGUGGUGGGGAGACAGGGCCCCGAGGGCGUCGCUGGACCAGAUGGUCUUCCUGGCAGAGAUGGUCACACAGGACAGCAAGGGGAGCAGGGAGAUGAUGGAGACCCUGGCCCUAUGGGCCCUGCUGGGAAGAGAGGAAACCCAGGUGUGGCCGGCUUGCCUGGAGCACAGGGGCCCCCAGGAUUCCAGGGUGAAAGUGGGUUACCCGGGCAGCUGGGUCCCCCUGGCAAGCGAGGGACAGAGGGCGGAACGGGGCUUCCUGGGAACCAGGGAGAGCCUGGAUCCAAAGGCCAGACGGGCGACCCUGGCGAGAUGGGCUUUCCAGGAAUUGCUGGCCUCUUUGGACCCAAGGGCCCCCCUGGGGACAUCGGCUUCAAAGGCAUCCAGGGCCCUCGGGGACCUCCUGGCUUGAUGGGAAAGGAAGGGAUCAUUGGGCCCCUCGGAAUCCUGGGACCUUCUGGACUCCCGGGUCCGAAGGGUGACAAAGGCAGCCGAGGGGACUGGGGAUUGCAAGGUCCGAGGGGUCCUCCCGGCCCAAGAGGGCAACCCGGCCCACCGGGUCCUCCAGGGGGUCCUAUCCAGCUUCAACAAGAUGACCUUGGGGCAGCUUUCCAGAUGUGGAUGGACACUAAUGGAGCACUCAAACCACAGGGUUACAGCUAUCCGGACCGGCUGGUGCUGGACCAGGGAGGGGAGAUCUUUAAAACCUUACACUACCUCAGCAACCUCAUCCAGAGCAUUAAGACACCCCUGGGCACCAAAGAGAACCCUGCCCGGGUCUGCCGGGACCUCAUGGACUGUGAGCAGAAGAUGAUGGACGGUACCUACUGGGUGGAUCCAAACCUUGGCUGCUCGUCCGACACCAUCGAAGUCUCCUGCAACUUCACACAUGGUGGACAGACGUGUCUCAAGCCCAUCACGGCCUCCAAGGUUGAGUUUGCUGUCAGCCGGGUCCAGAUGAAUUUUCUGCACCUGCUCAGCUCUGAGGUGACGCAGCAUAUAACCAUCCACUGCCUGAACAUGACCGUGUGGCAGGAGGGCACCGGGAAGACCCCAGCCAAGCAGCCUGUGCGCUUCCGUGCCUGGAAUGGACAGAUCUUUGAAGCUGGGGGUCAGUUUAGGCCAGAAGUGUCCAUAGAUGGCUGCAAGGUCCAGGAUGGCCGAUGGCAUCAGACGCUCUUCACCUUCCGGACCCAGGACCCCCAGCAGCUGCCUAUCAUCAGCGUGGACAACCUCCCUCCUGCCUCAUCAGGGAAGCAAUACCGCCUCGAAGUUGGACCUGCAUGCUUCCUCUGACCUCUGGCCUCCUGGCUCCUCUAGGCCUCUUGGGGAAGGGAAGAGGAGGAGGCGAGGGGAGGGUACCGAGGGGCAGGUGGCUCUGCCUAGGGAUCCUUAGGCAGGCCCCAGCUGUUGUCUGCCCAGUACAAGUGGGUGGGGGUAGCAAGGGAUUGGGUGUCCUUGGGAGUGACUGAUCCCAGCUCAGCCCCAAAGACCAACCAAAGAGCCAGCCAGAGAAAGCUGGGCCUGCAACCUGCCUGAGCCCCGUGGCCUGUCUCCCAGCUCUGCGCCACCCCCUUCCCUCCCCAGCUUCCUGCCCAAAGAGCCCCAUGUUCAAGCCAACUUGAGGGAAGGGGGUAUCUCGUCAGCUGGUCCCUGCCAGGGAGCCUUUGAUGUGCAAUAUUAGAAAGGAGACAUGAAAAAAGGUGAAAAGGAAAGAAGCAUAUAUAUUAUUUAAACAAGCAAAAAGAAGGUGUGUUACUAUUUUUUCACCUGGAAAGAGGUGAGAGGGUGAGAAAGAGCAGCCAGGGGUGGGAAGAGGCGAGACCCUGGGGUGGGUGCCCAUAUUUGCUACCUCCCACUGUGAAAUCGCUGGUGCUCGCAUCCGUCUCUCGUAGAGUAUGUGAUUUUUUUUAAGAAAAAAAAAAAAACCUAUUUAAGAUUCUAAAGGUGCUACCAUUUUUGCCACAGACUUGGAAGAAACUUCUCGAUGUGGAGCAUUGGCCACAUCUUUCUCUCUCCUCCAAGUGACAAAGUUUGGGGAAUUUUUGAAUUUUCCUAGCAUCACUCUGGUGCUCGUCAGGUAAUCUGCUAAGGAGGAAAAAAGAAAAAAAAUAAAUAAAUAAAAACAACAACAACAAAAAAGCAAAGAAUAAAACAAAGAAAAAAAACUACCGGAAACCAGAAGUAGAGAGAUUUACCUUUUAACUUAAGGACUUUGAAAUGUCUAUUAUUUUCAGGCAGUGAAGAGGCCUGGGCAUGAAGCAUUUUGACUUGGGCUUUUGUGGUCCUGGAGGGAGGUUAGGGCUACCCUUGGAGGGCCUGACCUGGAGAGGUCCUGGGAGAAGCCUUGACCUUGAAGAAACCAAUUGCAAGAGGAGUGUUGGGUCAGGGCUGGCCUUGAAGGUGGACUAUACAUAUUAAACCAUCUCACCAAGCCAUAUAACUUCCUUUCAGGAGCCGAACCUUCCAGAUGCCAUCAUGGUUCUUGCUUUUUCAUUGUCCUUAAAUUCGAUAGAAACCCACUGUCAUGGCUCCAAGUGUACAUUUGGGCUGAGGAGAAGGAAUAAUUAUGGGAAUCUCGGAGUUCAGCACGAUAAUCUGAAUUGUACUAUAUCGUUCAGUGCCUGAAUUGGAUUUCGAGGUUAUUUUAACUAAGGAAUUAUUUUUAUAGAAGGGGAAAAAUUUAUGUGAACGUCUCUGUUUGUGUAUUUCUCGUCUCAAGUUGUGUCUCUUGGGGAAUUGGAUCUGACUUUCAUUAUUUAAUACCUCACUCUGGCCCACCCUCCCACCCCAGACUCUUCCUGUGUCCCCCGCCCUGCGUCCCCAGCCUGGACACUGCGCACCGAAGUGCAUUUGUGUAGCGUCUCGGGCCUCAUCUCAGCAAUCAGUUUCCCCACGCCGCCAGUCCCCACCCGGCCUCUGUCUCAUUCUCGGGUUUUUCUGCUGUCCUCGUUUACGUCUCUGUCCACGUGUCAGUGUGUUAAAACCCCAAUGGGUUCUGUUUCUCUUUUUCCCAUCUGGAUUUUAAAUAAAUAUUUAAAACUGAGGCAACAGAA
Molecule: messenger RNA, 3133 nt
Organism: Galeopterus variegatus (Sunda flying lemur)
Lineage: Eukaryota; Metazoa; Chordata; Mammalia; Dermoptera; Cynocephalidae
Product: collagen alpha-1(XXVII) chain-like
Exons: 17
Coding region: 45-1373 (442 amino acids)
Molecular function (GO): extracellular matrix structural constituent
Source: RefSeq, a predicted model, not a curated record